AUGGGGCCCAGAAUUAGCAACGCGAUGAAAAAGGAUCAUCGAGAGAUUGAGUCAUACUAUGACAAGAUCAUCAACGCCUCGGAUAAAGAUGAGCAGACGCGUUUCCAAAACCUCUUCACUUGGGAACUAGCUCGACACUCCAUUGGAGAGGAACUGGUCGUUUAUCCUAUUUUCGAAAAGCUGCUUCCUGGUGGCGUCGAGAUGGCGAAUAAAGACCGCAAGGAGCAUUUAAAGGUCAAAGAGCAACUGAAGGUAUUUCAGAACAUGACACCUUCAGAUCUAAAGUUCAUUCCUACCAUUAAAGAGCUGAUGGAGAAUCUGUCCGAGCAUAUCAAAGAGGAAGAGAACGACGACUUGCCCAAGCUGGAAGCAGCUUUAUCCGAAGAAGAUAGCGAGAGCUAUGCCAAGAGUUUUGGCCGGACAAAAAUGUUUGUUCCUUCGCGUUCUCACCCUAGUGCACCAGACAAACCCCCAUAUGAGACUGCGGUGGGGCUUCUGGCGGCACCAAUCGACCAUCUCGCGGAUCUGUUCCGCAAAUGGCCUGAUACUGCUGGAAUGCCCAACCCAUCAACAGAGUGA
This is a messenger RNA of Penicillium psychrosexuale, 579 nucleotides long. RefSeq lists its product as uncharacterized. NCBI's taxonomy places the organism in Eukaryota, Fungi, Ascomycota, Eurotiomycetes, Eurotiales, Aspergillaceae. The coding region runs from base 1 to 579 and encodes 192 amino acids. The record is from RefSeq and is a predicted model, not a curated record. The transcript has 2 exons.